Messenger RNA from Fonsecaea pedrosoi CBS 271.37, 1473 nucleotides. RefSeq lists its product as uncharacterized. The transcript has 2 exons. Bases 1 to 1473 code for a protein of 490 amino acids. Gene Ontology annotation, molecular function: protein binding. The record is from RefSeq and is a predicted model, not a curated record. NCBI's taxonomy places the organism in Eukaryota, Fungi, Ascomycota, Eurotiomycetes, Chaetothyriales, Herpotrichiellaceae.
AUGGAGCUGAUAACUGCCUCUCAAGCAACCAGACAAAUUGGCCACCUAUUACUAGAUUGCGACGAGGCAAAAGACGAUUUAAAACGUGCCGCCUUCUUCGCUGACGGCCCUUCCUGGUCCAUAUCUAGAAUCGAGACUCCACUUGUUGGCAUCGAAAAGAGCCUAAAAGGCUUGCAACGCAUCUUCAGCUCCACUGAUUGCCCUCAACAUCCAUUUCGAGAAGCAGGUCAUAAACACAGUUGCUUCAAGGCUGCUCUUGGGGGGUGUUCACAUGUCUUGGACUCGGCCAUCUACAAUCUUAACCCCGAAAAGCUUCGUGACGCGUCUAUCCCGUGGAAUGACUAUUACACCCUUAUGAGCAACUAUCAUAAUGUUCUGGAGGAUCUUGUACGCAUGGUCGACCCAGCCCAGGACGGUCCGCCGGCGUUGGAACUUCAAAAACGUAUCGACACGAACAACAUACAAGCUACACGACUUAAGCACAUGGUUGAUGGGAAUAAAACGCCAGCAAAAAAGAAUGAAUCCUCGUCCCCUGCACAACCGAAAGCUCAAGCAUCUGGAAAAGAAAAAACAGAGGGGAAAAGGGUAUCAGAUAAGAGCACAACAGCACAAGCUCCCACACAAUCCACCCACGCAGGUGCCCUUCCAAACAGCUCGACUCAGUCACACGGAGACCAUACUGGCCACAGAAGAGGCGGAGAGGAAGGACGUGACAAUGUUUGCAAAGCGCUCAAGAGACUCGGAAUCCUAGAUGACAAGGCUCUGAAAGGCAAUCGGGCAUUAUGGCUGCUGAGGGCCAUAGACGACGGGGACUCCUUCGAGAUGGUCCGCCUUCUGCUUGAACUGGGGUUUGAUCCCAAUCAAGAAUCGCCUGACCCCAACACUGAGAAUACCAAGGAGCCCGAGGAUCCCAAGGACCGCAAGUACCCUAAGGACCGUCCACUGUGCUAUGCUGCCAAAAAGGGAAAAUCAGACAUCGUGGAGCUCCUCAUUAAGAACGGUGCAAAAAUCGAUGCUCGAAACGUCCUUAGGGAAACAGCGCUCCUAAGCGCUGCGAAGUGGGGGAUGGAUGAGGUGGUUGAGCGCCUCCUGAAUGCACCGCAUGAUGCCGAUAUCGAAACACAGAGACAGAGCGUAGGUAGAAGUUAUUUCAAAGGAUUCACUCCUCUGAUGCUGGCGGUCUAUAACGGUCGCCUGAAUACGGUCAGGUUAUUGCUCAAGCGGGAAGCGAAUCCCGAUGUGGUGGAUCAAGCUGGGAAUCCCCUGUUUCACGACCGGAAUCUCGACGCCGGCACCCUUCCAACACACGUGACCUCGCGCCGCUUUUACUCAGGCUGGCUCGCGUCCGGCUUAACGUCGGCUCAGGCUCGGCUGGGCCAGCUCACCUUGCUGACCACGUCGGGCGGUGGCCCAAAGGUCGUCCCUCCUCCAGACCGUCAAGUUUUAACGAGGGCCCCAAAACGAGGUCCCUAG